This is a messenger RNA of Pelodiscus sinensis (Chinese soft-shelled turtle), 945 nucleotides long. RefSeq names its product olfactory receptor 52P1-like. Gene Ontology annotation, cellular component: plasma membrane. Gene Ontology annotation, biological process: G protein-coupled receptor signaling pathway. Gene Ontology annotation, molecular function: G protein-coupled receptor activity; olfactory receptor activity. The record is from RefSeq and is a predicted model, not a curated record. NCBI's taxonomy places the organism in Eukaryota, Metazoa, Chordata, Testudines, Trionychidae.
AUGCAUUCAAAUGUCAUGGCAGCUUUCAACCUCACCACCUCUGAACCAUUAACAUUCAUCCUAAUUGGAAUCCCUGGCCUGGAAGCUGCUCACAUCUGGAUUUCCAUCCCCAUAUUCAUGAUGUAUAUUAUUGGCUUGUUGGGAAACUUUGCUCUUCUCUUUGUUGUAGGCAAAGAGCAGACCCUACACAAGCCAAUGUACCUGCUGCUCUGCAUGCUGACACUCACAGAAAUCGGAACAACUACCUCCGUCGUUCCAAAGACAUUGUGCAUAUUGUGGUUUAAUUGGAAAGGCAUCACAAUGGGUGGCUGCCUCGCCCAGAUGUUUUUCUUUCAUGCGGGUUGUAUGAUGCACACAGCCGUCCUUGUAGCAAUGUCCUUCGAUCGUUACGUUGCCAUAUGUAACCCUCUGAGAUACGCCACCAUCCUCAGCAAUGCACGGAUAGCUAAGCUAGGCCUACUGGUUGUGAUGAGAGCUGUUCUCUUUAAUGUGCCUCUUCCCUUGCUCCUGUGGAGGCUGCCAUUCUGUGCCAACCGCAUUAUCCGCAACACGUACUGUGACCACAUGUCUGUAGCAAAGUUGUCAUGUGGGGACAUCACAGUCAACAGCCUGUAUGGCUUGCUGAUGACAUUCAUAGUCAGUGGGUCUGAUCUAAUAUUCAUUGCUCUCUCUUACAGUUUGAUUAUCAGGGCCGUUCUCAUGUCUUCCAGAAAAGCCCACCAGAAAGCCCUCAAAACCUGCACAGCCCAUGUCUCUGUGAUGCUGACGUCUUAUCCUCCGGCCUAUAUCUCCAGUAUAACACAUCGGUUCAGUAUCGCUCCUCAUGUUCACAUAAUUUUGGCCAACCUCUAUUUCCUCUUCCCUCCCUUGCUUAACCCCAUCGUUUAUGGGGUCAAAAACAAAGAGUUUCGUGACAAAGUUGGGAAAUAUACCGGUAGAAGGUGA